AUGGCUGGCCAGACGCUCCCAGAAGUGGAUCACUUCGUCCCCGUCGAGUCUUCUAAAGAAGCCAUUGAUUUUGUUGAUCUCAAAGUUCUCGACUUUUCCAAGUAUGAUAUCGGCCCAGAGGAGCGCAAGCAGCUGGCGGAACAAGUCCGGCAGGCGAUGACUACCCAAGGGUUUUUCACAAUCAUCAACCACGGAAUCAGUCAGAGUGAAAUUGAGCGUCAGGUGGACAUUGGUCAUACCAUUUUUAAACGCACCACGGCAGAAGAGAAGGAAUUGGCUAGAGCCCCCAUUGUUGAAAAGGGCUCAUACUUUGGAUUCAAGCCUCGCGGUCACUGGCGUUUGAUAGAAGGCAAGAAAGACAAUAUCGAGAAUUUUAACGUCUCCCGUGAUAUGGAGCAGACUCCCCAGCCUACUCCCAUGAAACCCUUUAUUCCAGAAAUACAGAAGUUUGUGGAUUUCACACACAAGGAUAUUUUGUUCAAAAUAUAUCGUCUUUUCGCCAUUGCUCUCGAGAUUGAUGAGGAGGACUUCUUCGUUAAGCUCCAUGAUUAUAACAAGCACGAUGAGUCGUGGCUCAGGUACAUGGAGUACUAUGACGAGAAAGAUCCAAAAGAUUCCAAUGGCGAGAAAGCUCUGUGGCUGGGGGGUCACCAAGACCUCUCAGCCUUGUCAUUGCUCUUUAGUCAGCCGAUGUCCUCGCUACAGGUUCGCGAUUACGACGACGAUUCCAAAUGGAAGUAUGUCGCGCACACUCCCGGAGCUAUCAUCGUCAACGCCGGGGAGAUUGUCAAAUGGUGGACGGGAGAUUACUUCAAAGCCGCAAUACAUAGGGUUGUACAGCCACCACAGGACCAAAGAGGGCAUGACCGGAGCAGUGUCUUUUACUUUGCAGUACCCAAUGAUGAUGUAGUGAUCAAUACCCUACUCGAGGAGAGCCCGGUAUUGAGGGCUGCUGGUGUUGAAAGAGCUCAUAAACCGGAGAAUGCACCCACAAGCAAAGAAUGGGUGAACGCACGAGUUCAAAUGACUGGCCAAAAAGCCGCCUUUGGUGAUGAAGGAGGGAACAAAGAGAACAGUGUCGUUGAGAAGGUUGGAAAGGUCACGACUACCUGGUUCCGUUGA
Messenger RNA from Talaromyces rugulosus, 1122 nucleotides. RefSeq lists its product as uncharacterized. The transcript is spliced from 3 exons. Lineage: Eukaryota; Fungi; Ascomycota; Eurotiomycetes; Eurotiales; Trichocomaceae. The record is from RefSeq and is a predicted model, not a curated record. Gene Ontology annotation, molecular function: dioxygenase activity. The coding region runs from base 1 to 1122 and encodes 373 amino acids.